This is a messenger RNA of Daldinia vernicosa, 699 nucleotides long. RefSeq lists its product as uncharacterized. The record is from RefSeq and is a predicted model, not a curated record. The transcript is spliced from 2 exons. Bases 1 to 699 code for a protein of 232 amino acids. Lineage: Eukaryota; Fungi; Ascomycota; Sordariomycetes; Xylariales; Hypoxylaceae.
AUGUGCUAUAGUUACCUCGUAAUUGCAACUCUCUGGACCAUUGCUGCUUUCCUGGAGGUCUUUCUACUGUGUCGGCCGCUGGCCUACCAAUGGGACAAAUCGAUCCAAGGAGGAAAAUGCGGCAGCUUCUUUGCCAGCUACUACUCAACUCACGUUAUCAUAUUCCUACUGGAUUUUGUUCUUGCGUCGAUGCCCGUGCCAGUGUUGUGGGUGUUGAAAAUGGAGUUAAGGAAGAAAGUCGCGGUGGCGCUAAUGUUUGGGCUGGGGUUAGUUAUAAUCGUCUUUAACCUAGUCCGUAUCGCGUGGCGCAAGAAGGUUGCGAGUCCGGACGUCACACACGAGUAUGCGAUACUAUUUUGCUUUACUGUUCUAGAACCCGAGCUCGGUAUCCUCCUAGCCUGCGUUCCCGUCGUACAACCAGUUGUACGAAAGUUGGCAAAUACGACGCCUCUAAAACAGUUAGGGUCUUAUUUCUCACAGCGUAAAAGUACAUGUGAUACAUCGCAGGCUAACCCAAUACGAACCAUUGGUUCUGGUAAUCAACGUCAUAAUUUAAAUGACUUGGGAUCGUUUGACCUGGAGACGAAUGGCAACAGACCUUUUCAUCGGCUCUAUGACUACGAACUGAGAAGUAUGGAUGUGGGUAUGGGUCAUGGAAUUCAAGUUACACAAUCUUGGGAUGUGCGACGGAAUGAUUAG